Messenger RNA from Bombina bombina (fire-bellied toad), 1457 nucleotides. RefSeq lists its product as uncharacterized. Gene Ontology annotation, cellular component: nucleus. Bases 92 to 1381 code for a protein of 429 amino acids. Gene Ontology annotation, molecular function: RNA polymerase II cis-regulatory region sequence-specific DNA binding; DNA-binding transcription factor activity, RNA polymerase II-specific. The transcript is spliced from 4 exons. The record is from RefSeq and is a predicted model, not a curated record. Gene Ontology annotation, biological process: regulation of transcription by RNA polymerase II. Lineage: Eukaryota; Metazoa; Chordata; Amphibia; Anura; Bombinatoridae.
GGACGCCAUGUUUUGAUUGGCGCUGUGUAGUUUGUCAUGGAGUUACACAGUUCGGCUACAUUGUAUAUUGGUUAUCGACAGCUGCUUUGAAAUGCACAAAGCUGACCACGGAGAAGGCCCUUCCUGUGAACCUGAAGAGCAAAAAUCAGGGGGGGAGAGGCAGUGUGAUCCACCCUUUUCACCAGAAGAAAAUGAUGUUCUCAUUGACAAGAUCAGGCCCGUCUAUGAUAAGCUUUUUGGAAAACUGGCAACCAGGACAUCUUACUCAGAAAAAAAUAACAUCUGGAGGAGAAUAGCAAAGGCAGUAAAUGCAGUGUCAGACCACCCUCGCUCUAUUCCGAAAUGCAAAAAGCGCUUUAAUGAUAUAAAACGCAAAGUUAAAGAAAAACUGGUGAAAAUUGACAAUCAUAACAGACGCACUGGGGGUCACCCACCACUGCGUUUGCCAUUCUGCCAGUAUGAACGUAUCACACGAGAUCUCAUCCAUCCAGCCAUGAUAACUGGCAUACAUUGUGUGAUUGAUACAUUACAGAAUGUUGCAGGACCAUCCAAUGCUCCUACAAGGAUAUCCUUUCCAUUACAGCCGAGUACUAACAAAGUGAAAGAGGAACCCCCUUUGUCACCGGAAGAAGACUCUUCUCAGGAUGCCUAUUUGCUGCCAGAGCCUAAAGAAGACUCUCCCUUUGAAGAGGUUUCUGCUGAUGUGAGGGUGAUCAGGCUCAAUCCAGAGGAUUCAGGUCUACAGUUUGAUACUACUGCUGAUCUUGUGCUAAGACCUUCUCCUGCUGCAGCAAGAAUAUCCUUUCCUCUACAACCAACUAUUGAAAAAGUAAAGGAGGAACCUUCUUUGUCACUGGAACAAGGAGAAUCUUCUCAGGAUGCCUAUUUGCUUCGGGAACCUAUAGACAACUGUCCUUAUGGCAAGGCUGCUGCUGAUGUAAGAGUAAUACAGCUAAAUCAAGAGGGUCCAGGCCUACAGCCUGAAGGAAAUAGUGCUGAUCUCAUGCUGAUUGAGCAGAGAGCACUCAGACGGAGCCUGAACAGAAAACUUAACCUCUUGAAUCAGACACUACAGAGUAUCCACACCACCAGUCUACAGCAAACCCAUGCAAUUGUACAUCAAAGUACAAUCCUUGACCGCAUAGCAAACUCCCUUGAAAUCUUGGCACAAGCACACACUGUUACAAAACACACACCAACAGAAAAUCCCCAAUUCUCACCUCCUUAUGCUGGUGCACCUCCUUCCCGGGUGGGUAGCUUAUCAUGUGUGUUUCCUCGAGGGCCUGGCUCUAGGAGAGGACAACGUGGCAGGCCAGCAAUCAAACACUUACUCAGAGAUCAUACUGAGGCUCCUCUCUACAAAAAGCCUUCCUUUAAAUAGAUUUUAUUUUUUUUACAUAGAAAUGCCUUUUCUACUUGGACUUUGUAAAUAAAUUCAUAACUUUUUAAUAAUGAAA